Rhinichthys klamathensis goyatoka is the source of this 1797-nucleotide messenger RNA. It is a transcript of the gene pparg, whose product is annotated as peroxisome proliferator-activated receptor gamma. The transcript is spliced from 7 exons. The record is from RefSeq and is a predicted model, not a curated record. NCBI's taxonomy places the organism in Eukaryota, Metazoa, Chordata, Actinopteri, Cypriniformes, Leuciscidae. Bases 183 to 1748 code for a protein of 521 amino acids. Gene Ontology annotation, molecular function: nuclear receptor activity; RNA polymerase II cis-regulatory region sequence-specific DNA binding; zinc ion binding. Gene Ontology annotation, biological process: negative regulation of inflammatory response; hormone-mediated signaling pathway; negative regulation of transcription by RNA polymerase II. Gene Ontology annotation, cellular component: nucleus.
CUCUCUCCACACACACACACACACACACACACACACACACUGACUGAGUGUCUGAGUCUGUAACACACCGACCCGAACCCGGACAGCAGGGAAACUCCUGCGACACACACACACACACACACACACACUCGACAGGCAGCAGGAGGAGCAGAGUCAGUGAACACCUUCAGACCCCUACAGAUAUGGUGGACACGCAGACGUUCGCCUGGCCCGUGGGAUUCGGCCUGAGCGCUCUGGAACUGGAGGAGCUCGACGACAGCUCGCACUCGCUGGACAUGAAGCCUUUCUCCACGCUGGACUACACCAGCAUCUCCGGCGUCGAGUACGAGCCGAGUCCGCAGAACGAGCCGCCACACAUGAUGGAUCUGACACACAUGUACAGUUACAGGACUCAGGAGAACUUCAGGACUCAGGAGAACAUCAGGACACAGGAGACCUUCAGGACACAGGAGAGCAUCUACAGAUCUCACGAGAGCAGCUUCACCGCGGAGGAGAGCGGAUACAGAGCACACCAGUCUCAGAACUUGAUCAAGCUUGAACCCGAGUCUCCUCCUCAGUUUGCAGAGAACAGCCUGUCGUUCUCCAAAGCUCACGAAGACCCGUCGGCCUCGGCGCUGAACAUCGAGUGUCGUGUGUGUGGAGACAAGGCCUCGGGCUUCCAUUACGGGGUGCACGCCUGCGAGGGAUGCAAGGGCUUCUUCCGCAGGACGAUCCGGCUGAAGCUGGUGUACGAUCACUGCGACCUGCACUGCCGCAUCCACAAGAAGAGCCGCAACAAGUGCCAGUACUGCCGCUUCCAGAAGUGCCUGAUGGUGGGCAUGUCACACAACGCCAUUCGUUUCGGCCGAAUGCCUCAGGCGGAGAAGGAGAAGCUGCUGGCCGAGUUCUCCAGUGACGUGGACCACAUGCACCCGGAGUCUGCGGAUCUCAGAGCGCUGGCCAGACUCCUGUACGAGUCCUAUCUCAAGUACUUCCCCCUGACCAAAGCCAAGGCCAGAGCCAUUCUCUCAGGGAAGACCAGCGACAACGCCCCUUUCGUGAUCCACGACAUGAAGUCCCUGAUGGAAGGCGAGCACAUGAUCAACUCCCGGCAGAUGCCGAUGCAGGAGCACCGGAGAUCCGACAUGGGAGUCAUUCACGAAGUGGAGCUGCGUUUCUUCCACAGCUGCCAGUCGAGAUCGGCCGAAGCCGUCAGCGAAGUCACCGAGUUCGCCAAGAGCAUCCCGGGCUUCGUGAACCUGGACCUGAACGACCAGGUGACGCUCCUGAAGUACGGCGUGAUCGAGGUGCUCAUCAUCAUGAUGGCGCCGCUCAUGAACAAGGACGGCACGCUCAUCUCCUACGGCCAGAUCUUCAUGACCCGCGAGUUCGUCAAGAGCUUGCGCAAACCCUUCUGCGAGAUGAUGGAGCCCAAGUUCGAGUUCUCCGUCAAGUUCAACAUGCUGGAGUUGGACGACAGCGACAUGGCGCUGUUCCUCGCCGUCAUCAUCCUGAGCGGAGACCGACCCGGCCUGCUGAACGUCAAGCCCAUCGAGGACCUUCAGGAGACGGUCCUGCACUCUCUGGAGCUGCAGCUGAAGACCAACCAUCCCGACUCCCUGCAGCUGUUCGCCAAAGUCCUGCAGAAGAUGACGGACCUGCGCCAGCUGGUGACGGACCACGUGCAGCUCAUCACACUCAUGAAGGAGACCGAGGUGGACUGGUGCCUUCACCCGCUCCUGCAGGAGAUCAUCAGGGACCUGUACUAGCCAUCUGGAGCCUGAUCCUGAUCCGGAGCCAGAGUCUGAUCCUGAUCCU